AUGACAAUCUGGAGUCUGUUGGGUAUCCCUCCACCCAACCCCUACCCCAAAGGAACCCGAGUCUGGUAUAAUAUGUGUAGCGGUGGCCUCAUGUUUGCAACCGUAGACUCCACUGGCAGGUUGCCAGACCUCGAUACUUCAGAGGCCGGUUGCGGUCUUUACAUAGCCCAAGCGUUCCUUGUCCUGCUCCACCACCAUGGUUGGAGCCGGAGGCCCAAGCAUCUGUUGAAAGGCCGGCCGAUCUUCACUAAGUUUUGGACAGAUACGACUACUUGGGACGUCUGGGACUAUGCUGCAGACUUGUCACCGAGACAGAGUGGAAGCAAUGAGGAGUUGGAGAAGAAACUCUUGGCACGAUUCCCACCGAUCUACGAAACAGCCGGGUCCGAUAUCCCCUACCUCGAUCAACCGUGCCAUAUAACCGACCGGCAGGGUCACAUUUUACUUUGGUACUUUCCUGAAAUGUUCUCAGAACAGCUUCGGACAUUUAUUUGGGAUCACACAGGUUCUUUGAGCCCCAAAAAGAGAAGUAAUGGGACUUGGCGGGAUCACCACCCCGAGAAUGAAGGGGUCACUGGGAUUGUAAAUUUAUCACCCAGCUGGUUUUCUCAAGGACAUGAAGGUCCCGAGGAUCCACUGCACACGUCAGCCGAUAUUCAGGAACCUGCCAAUUCAACCUACCUCCAGAAUGUCCUAUUGGCCAAUGCAAUUGUUGGCGCAAUCUAUGCCGUCAUACAACCCGAUCUUUUUGAGUCCGGUUUAGCCACCUUCAAGAAGCUUGCCAAUCAUGCCGAGGCAUUGGACGAUCCUAUCAAUAUUGCUCUUCGUGUUUGGGCCACUCCCUUCACCGGUCUUUCAGUCAUCCUGAACCGAGAGAUGAUUGAUCACCGAGAUCUAAAGGGGUAUAUGGAGUCUUUUGACUUGUUGCUCACCAUCGGAAACUACACAGGAGGCUGGUGUCACUUAAUCACUUCUCAUUAG
Messenger RNA from Laccaria bicolor S238N-H82, 981 nucleotides. RefSeq lists its product as uncharacterized. The transcript has 5 exons. Bases 1 to 981 code for a protein of 326 amino acids. The record is from RefSeq and is a predicted model, not a curated record. NCBI's taxonomy places the organism in Eukaryota, Fungi, Basidiomycota, Agaricomycetes, Agaricales, Hydnangiaceae.